Malus domestica (apple) is the source of this 1365-nucleotide messenger RNA. Lineage: Eukaryota; Viridiplantae; Streptophyta; Magnoliopsida; Rosales; Rosaceae. The record is from RefSeq and is a predicted model, not a curated record.
GCCUAAAAAGGUACAAUGCAACGAAUUCAACUAAACGACAGGCCGUUUCCAAUCCAAAGCAAAAUAUCAAAUAUCAUCGCCACGUCACCUAUUCCACAGAUUUCGAUGGAAGCGGGAAGCCUUCUCCGCAGUCCAAUUCCAUGGACUCCAAAACGCCCUUUCCGACGUCGUCUCGUCCCCGCUUUCCCGCGCAGCAUCAGGGCUUCGAAUUCAGACACUCGCUACAGAGGCCCAAAGCCCAAGAGAAAUUGGGUCGCCGAUUGGGUGUCCAACAACGACGACGCCGCUCGGAGCUUGCCGAUAUACGCGGGCGGCGCCUCCCUCCUGGCCGUCCUCUUCAACCGCACCGUUUCGGACAUCGCUCUCGUCGCUGACGCCAGCAGUUCACAGUCCAGAGCUGAUUUAUUGACGUUGGGAUUGGCCGUGACCAACAUACUAGCAGGUUUGGUGUGGCUGUCGAUCAGGCCAAAAUCUAUAUCUAAGGUGAGUCCGGAAGGGGUCGAAUGCGAGCAGAUGCAUCCGAAUCUUCCCAAGACUCUACUUUCUGAGUUGUUGUGGGCAUGGGAGUCUCUCUCAAGCGUGACAUGCUGCCGGUCUCUAGUUAUAGUUUAUGAUGGCAGAUGUAUCCUUCAGAUUGGUUUUGCAGCUGAAUCUUCCAAUGGUGAUGGAAAGGCUGUGGAUGUGGAUGCUGAUAAACUGAUGCAAGGAUCACUCUAUCGAGGGGUUAUGAAAUCAGGAGUUCAGAGCUAUUUGGCCAACCUAUAUCUUUACCCUGGGAAAUCCGAGCUACCAUUUCUGCCUUCAAAUACGCAGGCAGUAAUAUUGCAGCCACUUGGAGACAAGGGGAUUGCAGUAAUUGGUGGCGACACAGUUCGAGGAUUCACAUCGUCUGAUCAGGCUUGGAUUUCAUUAAUUGGAGAGAAGCUCGAUUCCACGCUAUCAAAAUACGUGGAUAACCUCCCGUUGGCUGUACAAGAUCCAGUUUUGAAGUAAUUAAACUGUGAGGCUUAAUGAUCGUAUCGCCUUAUGCAACGGCUGUAGCCUUUAGCCAGGUUCCUCAAGCAACAGCUUAUCGUACAGAGGUUAUCGUACAGAUGAUUCUUCAGAGCUGCUUGCUGGGAAUUUGUACAAAGCGGACUCUUCAGAGCUGUAUCUAAUUCUAAACUCAAAACCGCACUUUUAUGACUAAUGCACGUAAUUUUGCUCGAUUUAUAUGGUAAGAAUGUUCAGUUAGCUGAGUUGUACUUGCGUUGUGGUUUUGCCUCCAAUUUGCCUGCUAAAACAUUUCCAAAUUCAUUUGGAUAACUCUAAUUCAAAUCCCCGUCUGUCUCUCUUGAGGAUUGAUGCGGAGCUAUAGUUGUUGCA